GGGGUGGAGUAGUUUUUGGGCUCUAAGGCCUUCCAAGAUGCUACGGAUAUUGCCACAAUGAACAACACGAUCGAGAUAUAUAACAAGGUUCAGGACAAAGUGUUGCAACAUCGUCCACACUUCGUAAUUGGUGAGCUCACCUUCAUGGAAGGUGAGGAAAUGGAUAAGCAAGGAAAGAGCCUAGUGCCUCCCUUUGAUACCACCGUUAGAGUACAGUGGACAUGGGAUGAAAAAGGAGCUCUUUUAUUUCCCUCAACCGUGCUUGAAGAAGGGGAGGAGCCUCCUUGGAGCUUUGCCAAUUGGGUUGGUGGCAUGCCUCAUUUAGGAACCAAAGCCACUUCACCUUAGUAGCCUCUAUCAAUGGCCGCCACUGACCCCUCUGUUGUAGCUCUGAGACCUAUAGCUGCCCCAGUGCCAUUGCUCGUGGUGGAUCUAACAAAGGAGUAGGAUUACGGUAUGCACCAUUGUUUUUUAUUUUUUAAUUUUUUGUGCUAUACUGUUUUUGGUUCAUUUUUGCUCAUUUGGUACUUUAUGUAUUUGAAGAACAUUAGCAUGAAAUGAAAAGAAACAUCUUUU
Molecule: messenger RNA, 576 nt
Organism: Rubroshorea leprosula
Lineage: Eukaryota; Viridiplantae; Streptophyta; Magnoliopsida; Malvales; Dipterocarpaceae
Source: the annotation of a GenBank genome assembly